Molecule: messenger RNA, 1683 nt
Organism: Bufo bufo (common toad)
Lineage: Eukaryota; Metazoa; Chordata; Amphibia; Anura; Bufonidae
Gene: TADA1
Product: transcriptional adaptor 1
Exons: 8
Coding region: 117-1106 (329 amino acids)
Biological process (GO): regulation of transcription by RNA polymerase II
Cellular component (GO): SAGA complex
Molecular function (GO): transcription coactivator activity
Source: RefSeq, a predicted model, not a curated record
UCGGAAUAGGUGGCGCACUGAAUGGAGGCUCAUGUUGUGGUCCCGGGACCGCACAGAUGACGUCCUGAGCCGCCGGCUCGUCAUUUUUCGUCCCUUUCCCAUCUUAGUCUACGACAAUGGCGACGUUUGUCAGCGAACUGGAAGCGGCUAAGAAGAGCCUGAGUGAGGCGCUGGGCGAGAACGUGAAGCAGUACUGGGCAAAUCUGAAACUCUGGUUCAAGCAGAAGAUAAGUAAGGAAGAGUUUGAUGUUGAAGCUCGGCGGCUUCUCACGCAGGAAAACGUGCACUCCCACAACGACUUCCUCCUGGCCAUUCUUACUCGAUGCCAAAUUCUUAUUUCUUCUCCUGAGGGAGCAGGAGCACUACCCUGUGCGGCCAAGACGAAGCCUAAAGGAAAGAAAAAAAUCACAUCUGCUCGACAGAAGUUUGAUCAUCGUUUCCAGCCCCAGAAUCCUUUGGCCGGAGCUCAACAAUUUGUGAGUCGGGAUCCUCAAGAGGACUAUGAACUCAAGCUGUGUUCUCACACUAUGACUUUGCCCACCAGAGGGCAGCUGGAGGGGCGCAUGAUUGUUACUGCCUUUGAACAUGGCUUGGACAAUGUAACAGAGGACGCAGUGACCAUUGUUAUCCAUGCGUUAGAGAAACAUUUAAAAAAUCUGUUGACUUGCGUGGUGGUGCGUCGACGAGCGUACCGCCUUAAAGAUGGACACUUCCGAUACGCCUUCGGCUGCAAUAUCAAUCCCCAGCCAUACCUAAGAAACAGCGUGGCAACCUACAAUCAGCUUGUUGAAUGCCCACCCAUGAUCCCUGCUCUUACUGGAAACCAGAAUCCAGGACCAAGUAUACAUCCAGAUGACGCAGAACAGCAGGCUGCCCUCUUAUUAGCAUGUUCGGGGGACACCCUACCAUCUAGCUUGCCUCCCGUCAACAUGUAUGAUCUUUUAGAAACUUUGAAGAUUCACAGAGAAGUUAUCCCUUCUCACACAGUUUAUGCACUGAAUAUGGAACGAAUAAUUAUGAAACUUUGGCACCCUACUCAAGAGGAGCUUCUGCAAGACCAAAUUCAUCGACAGAGGCUAACCGCCAAGGAAGGACUAUUGAGUUGAAAACGGCAGCAUUUUUUUAUGGAUAAUCUCUUUAUACCCAAACUUGCUCUGAACUGCUGUGUUCUGCAGCAAACAGAUUGAAAACAUUUUUGUUAGACCAAUUUACAACUUUUUUGGACCUAUGACAACUUCAUCAUUUUUUUUGUUAAAUAAACACACACAAAAUCAUGUUUUACACAUUUUGAUGAACAUUGUGGUUUACAUUUUAAGCAGAAAAUUACUGGAACUGUUUUUAUUUAAAGUGGACCUGUUAGCACGAAAUGCAGUGUAACCCGCGGCAGCGUGUUGUAGGGCAGAAGCAGCUGAGCAGUUAGAAACAGUAUUUUUUUGGGACUAUAGGACUCACUUUUUAGUUCUUAAUAAUCAGUGCAUGCAGAAUUGGAGGCUGAAAGGUCAUUCAGCUUAUGGAGAGGACUACAAGAAACACCUCCCUCCCCAUACUGAAGGUCCUCUGACAGUAGGGAAAUACACAGUUGAGUCACAUUAUUAUGACCACUUUCGACAUCGGCAGCCCAUAGGUCAUGGAGGAAGUCAUGUGUGCUGAGCUGGCUCGGUGGGUAGACAGUAUAAGGUGUGU